AUGAAGGAGUUCUCCCUUGACACCUUACUGCUGUCUUUUGCACACUUAUGUUUCCUCUGUAGUUUCCUGCACAGAGCUCACGCUCAGGAGGCUGCAGGUAAUGAGGAUGCGCUCCGCCGGGGGUUGACAUGGCAACAUAACGGACAGGUUUUCAGCAUCCUUAGCCGCGGCGCUCAGUACCGUCCGUCCUUGAGGAGGCGGGUGGGGUUACCACGCCGCAGUAGCCCUGUGGUGGUUGUCAGCAGCAGUAACAGCACGGUCCCUGUAGCAUCCCAGAGCUCCCCGAGGGUCCCUGCAUCCAGCAGCACUGCGCAAUUGCGCGCCAUGACGCGCCAACAGAACCAGCCUCAGCAGCAGGUGUCCGGCAACAACGCAGACUCUGCCCCGGGAAGACGAGAGGACACGAUGGCCGGAGAUGAUCCAUACAACCCUUACAAAGCGUCCAACUAUUACCCCUACUACAACUACUACAACUCCUACUACAGACCCAGACCCAGGGCUCACCACAGGCACGGAUAUGGAACCAGCUAUCACCACCAGCACGGUACAAAAGUGUCAUUUUUUAUUGUUUUUAAACCAUUUCCACAUCAGUUUUUCAUAAGUGAAUUUGACUGUCAGAAGUCAGCAGAAUGUGAUUUCUUCUGUCAGGAGACCCUGUACAAGCUAAUGGAGGACGAGAUGAGUGGAGUGGUGGAGUAGGAAAAAAAAAUUCUUUAAGGCACAGUUUACAGGCUAAUUAUCCCGCAGCUCAGCCCUUCAGUAAUCUCUCUGAUGCUCAUAUAAAGAAAGACAGAUGUGUCCGUUUUUACAUGCCUGCCAUUAAAUUUAAACCUAAUUUCAUAAGGAUUUUGAUUAUAGAGCUGAAAGUUUUAAGCACCUCCCUGUUACAGCCCACCAUGAGCAACAUGGAAGAGUCACCAUGCUGAGCAAUAGGGUAUUAGCUGGAUCCACAAAAGGAUCAAAGCUGAUCAGCUGUAAAUUUUGUUAUCAAGGUUGAAGAGGUUUUGUGUCCUGUUUGAGUUGACUAGCAGGAAUAUUUGCUCUUCACGCAGGGGUGAGUCCAGAAGGUGCCCUGAGCCCCCUGUGAAGUGUAACUGGCCACCCUAAAAUACUUGACAGCUGAUGCAGACUUUGCCUCAGAUCAGCUGUGCCACUGGCUCUGUUUUGUGUUCCUGUCUUGUUUGCAGGUCUCCCUGAUCUGGUUCCUGAUCCGUAUUACAUUCAGAUUGCCACUUACGUCCAGAGGAUGCCCAUGUACAAUCUCCGCUGUGCGGCUGAGGAGAACUGCCUUGCCUCGUAAGCCCAAAACCUUUCUGUUUAAACUUUGUAUUUGAUUAAGAUCAGUGCAGAGACAAAUGUUCUUACACCCUUCCCUUAUGUCCUCCUUCCUCCUUCAGUUCAUCUGCCUACUCUCAAGACUAUGACACCCGAGUUUUGUUGAGGUUUCCUCAAAGGGUGAAGAACCAGGGAACAGCCGACUUCCUGCCCUCUAAACCACGAUACUCCUGGGAGUGGCACAGCUGUCAUAAGUAGGAGGAUUCUGGCUUUUAGCAUCAGUACUUUAACUUUAUAUUACAUGACUGUUUGUUUAUUGAGCGUCUCCUCAAAGGUUGUCUGUUGUCACUCAGUCACUAUCACAGCAUGGAUGAGUUCAGCCUGUACGAGCUGCUGGAUGCCAGCACUCAGAGGCAGGUCGCUGAGGGACACAAAGCCAGCUUCUGCCUAGAGGACACAUCUUGUGACCCGGGAUACUACCGCCGCUUCGCCUGCACCUCACACACUCAGGUACAAACUGGAUACUGAAUAAAUCACAGACAAAGCCAGUCCUGGUGUCUCUCAGUGACUACAGAAAUGAAGCCUUCGGUUUGGCAUGUUGGUCUUCUUCAAAGCCAAAAGGGACCAAAUUUGGACUAAAGAAAGAUUCUGGAGAGGAAGGGUUUACAAAAGCCAGACGAUAAAAGCUAAGCAGUCUUUGACCAAGAGGCUGAUCCAAUAACUGGGACUGAGCUCCUUAACUAUCACUGUUUCCACAGGUGACACACGGGGCUCUAUUUCUGUGUCGACAGAAUCAGCUGGUGCAGUGACAUUUUCGUGCUCGCCGGUGGCGUAUAAAGUGCGCUCAAAGCUCGCCGAUUCAAACCCGGUCAGCUUUCAGCGCAGGCGGCGCGCAGCUGGUCUAGUGGUAUUUUAGCGGCUGCGUAUCGGCAUAUGUCACCGAUGCCACCUAGAUAUGUCACCUAGAUAUGUAAUUCAUCUCCCUCCUUUUCUUUCUCCCUUUUCCUCUUAUUUCUCGCGCAGCUCGACAUGGACAUGUCUCCAUGUCCUCUCCCCGUCCUGCUGCAGCUGCUGCUGCGGUGGCUGAACAGAUGAUAUGUUUCAGUGAUCACCCUCCGCUACAUCUCCGGCAAGCACGAAAAUAGAGCCCAUGGUUUAUGGUUGUAGCUGAUCAGUUGUGUUGAUUACAGAAGUUAUGAAAAUGUUUAAAACUUAUGAAACUUGAAUGUUACUUACUCCCCAAAGGUCAGAGAGUUUGGUGAUAUAGUUGGGUUUAUACCACAGACAGGGUGUCUCCUUGUCACUAAAGCUUGCCCUCUCCAGGUAAAAGCCAAAACCAACCCUAACUUCCAGGCACAGGCCUCCAAAUAUUAAAAAACAAAACAAAACUAAACAACGUCAUGCUUACAAACUAACCUGGCUCCACCUGAAAGGUUGAUAUCCCGUAUUACCAAAAAUUUAAGAUGUUUCCUUUUUCCAUCUACUUACGCUGUUCUGUUUAAAAUAUCAGCUCUAAAAACAGAACUGUAUAACGUAGACUGACAACUCUGUGUGUGUGUGUGUGUGUGUGUGUGUGUGUGUUUCUAUGUUGUGCAGGGUUUGAGUCCAGGUUGUUACGACACUUACAGCGCCGACAUCGAUUGUCAGUGGAUUGACAUCACUGAUGUCUCUCCUGGAAAAUACAUCCUUAAGGUCUGGAACUGCUUUUCUUCUCUGACUUCUUCUAAUGCUGCUUUAAUAACUGUUGUAUUAAGACAGAAUCAUGCCUGAGCAUAUGAUCAUUUACUGACCAUCAGUGUGGUUUGCUUUAGGACCUUGCUUUGUGCCCUCCAACACUCCCCAGUUGUUCUAAUACUGAGUGUAUAAUCCCUCCCUGUCCGGUGAUAUUGCCUGAUCCUGUUGUGUUGUCCUGAUAGGUGACAGUAAACCCCCGGCAGCAGGUCCCAGAGUCAAACUUUAACAACAAUGUGGCCCGUUGUGACGUCCAGUACACCGGCACUGCCGCCCAUAUCUCUGGAUGCACCAUGACAUCGUAAGAAACACUUUCACUUGUUAUAAUUGAAUGUAAAUGUGGAUGAAAAUCUCCCCCUAUUAGAUAAAAAAAGAGGAGAGCACAUCACCCUGAAGGUCCGCUAAAGGUGAGAGUAUGUGUCUUGAGUGUAUAAAUCAUGAGUAACUCCUUACCUUGUUUGUACAGGAUUAUCAUUUGUGUAAACUAAAGAGUAGCUUAAUAACGAACAUUGGUGAAUAAUGACUGUUGUGCCCAUUAUUAUUGUGCAUUAUUGGUGCAUUCACACAAAUGUGAAUCUGUUGGACUUUUGGGGCUCCUUAAAGACCAGAUUUUUCAUGUCUUCCCUGAUAUCAAAUCCAUGUGCAGAACCCUUUAGCUCUGUAAUGAUCAGUGUCUUAUUCAGUGGAUGUUUUUUUUCUUUUCUGUCUUUGCAGCUACUGAGAUCAACAUAAACAUGAACAAGAACAGUGGACAUGGACUUAGCUUUGGAAGAAUGAAACUUUAAGUUAGAAAAGACUGAAGUAACUCAGUUUAAGUUAAAAUUAUGAAACUCAUUAGAGGACUUUAAAUGUUAAGUUUAAAUGUUAAGUUAUGUUUUAGGCUUGAUUUGGGUUGCACCAUCUUUUUGUGACUCCAUGAUUGAAAC
Molecule: messenger RNA, 3932 nt
Organism: Xyrichtys novacula (pearly razorfish)
Lineage: Eukaryota; Metazoa; Chordata; Actinopteri; Labriformes; Labridae
Source: the annotation of a GenBank genome assembly